CUUCCCUUAUGUUUUGAAAAAUACACGCUCAGAUGAGCCUUACUGUGCUGUGGCCCUGACAGUCUCCCCAGAGUCCUGAGCUGAGCUGCAGAGGGCCACCACACUGAUCUGCUUCUGCUCUUCUGCAAAACAGGUUUGAUUAAACACUGAUUCUCCAGGUGGAUUGGGAACAUAUCAGCCAUGGCACACUGCGAUCUGCGGUCAGCAUCCUCGUCUUCUGAUGACGACGUCUAUUUGGGACCUUCAGCAAACCCACAUGCCAGACCGACUGACUUCGACUUCCUGGCCAUCAUCGGUAAAGGAACCUUUGGAAAGGUCCUGCUUGCGAAACUGAAAGCCGACAACAAGUUCUAUGCAGUCAAAGUGCUGCAGAAGAAGAUCAUUCUGAAGAAAAAAGAGCAAAAGAACAUCAUGGCAGAGAGAAAUGUGCUGCUGAAGAGCCUGAAACACCCAUUUCUGGUCCGGCUCCACUACUCCUUUCAGACCUCAGAGAAACUCUACUUUGUUCUUGACUAUGUAAACGGAGGAGAGCUCUUCUUCCACCUCCAGAGGGAGAGGUGUUUCUCGGAGCCCAGGGCAAGGUUCUAUGCUGCUGAAGUCGCGAGCGCUGUUGGUUACCUUCACUCUCUUAACAUUGUCUACAGAGAUUUAAAACCAGAGAAUAUUCUAUUAGACUCUCAGGGUCAUGUGGUGCUGACAGAUUUUGGCUUGUGCAAAGAGGGCGUAGAGCCAGAGGGAACCACCUCGACUUUCUGUGGCACCCCAGAAUACUUGGCACCGGAAAUUCUGCGUAAGGAAGCAUACGACAGGACAGUGGACUGGUGGUGUCUGGGAGCAGUUCUUUAUGAGAUGAUCUAUAGUCUGCCUCCUUUCUACAGCCGGGACGUCGGUGAAAUGUAUGAUGGGAUCCUUCACAAGCCCCUGCCACUCCUUCCAGGGAAGUCUGAGGUUGUCUGCUCUCUGCUGAUUGGUCUUCUACAGAAAGACCCACACAGACGUCUCGGAGCCAUCGCUGACUUUUUAGAAAUAAAGAAUCAUCCCUUUUUUGCUCCAAUCAACUGGGACGACCUUUAUCACAAGAGGAUCACUCCUCCCUACAACCCAAAUGUGAGAGGCCCAGCUGACACUCAACACAUUGAUCCGGAGUUCACCAGGGAAAUGGUUCCCAGCUCAGUGAGUCGGACCCCAGAGUUUAAUGCCAGCACCAGCUCCAACAACGCUUUUAAUGGGUUCUCCUUCGUCGGCACAGAGGACAGUUUCCUUUGAGACUUAAUGAUAAGCUGUGUAAAUACAAAAAGCAGUCAGAAAUAACAGUGAAAAUGGUUCUAUCAAAAGGGUGACCAUGGCUCUUCUGUGUUUUUAUCUCCCAAAUGUAACAGAAUCCCUGCUGGCAUAUAGCUCAGAGAGGAAGAAUCCUCCAAAUGGAGAUGUUCAACAUGUCUGGAUAGCAAACGAUCUCUUAUUCAUUUCAUUUGAAGAAGCUUAUGGAAAACCUGAGGCUGGAUUUAGACCAAUAAUUUUUUAUUUACUUUUUAUGUUUUUCUAAAUUAUAUGACUUUUUAUGGCUAAAUGGGUUAAUUGCACAGUGGAACAAAGGUAAAAAUAAUGCACAGCACCAGUCCUCUCAAGUUGCUACGUUUGGCUCUAGUUACUUCAUUAAACAAAGAUGUCAAUGAAUUUCAGGGAACAUUAUUCAGUUUGGAAAUGUAUAUGAAGCAACUGUAAACCUGCUUGUUUUCUAUAAUAACCAGAAACACAUUUAUGAACAAACAUUAAAGGUUUCCAUAUUCUUAAUGAUGAAACACAGAGGGUAACAGUCAUGACAGCAAUGACCUUGAAUGUUCAGGGGUUUGAAUGUCUCCAUUAAUUUGAGAACGAGGUACUGAUGUGAAAACUCUAUGUAGCAGGCAUCUAUAGUAUUAACAUUAAGGUUGGUUAUUAUGCGGAUGAUAUUUAUAAACUGUAACUCCUUGGAAAUCUCUGUACACAUACGGGUACAUCCCAAAAAAUGUGAAUAUUGUGUAAAAGUGUUGUGUGCAAUAUUUUUUGC
Molecule: messenger RNA, 2050 nt
Organism: Girardinichthys multiradiatus
Lineage: Eukaryota; Metazoa; Chordata; Actinopteri; Cyprinodontiformes; Goodeidae
Gene: sgk2a
Product: serum/glucocorticoid regulated kinase 2a
Exons: 13
Coding region: 181-1266 (361 amino acids)
Biological process (GO): protein phosphorylation
Molecular function (GO): ATP binding; protein serine/threonine kinase activity
Source: RefSeq, a predicted model, not a curated record